AGAAUGGCGAACGAGAUACGCACAACAGUCUGUUUUCUGUCCAUUGGGUCCGCUUGCACAAUCCCCUUGUGACCUGUCCUGCAAGGUACCCAGUCCCCAGCAACCGGGCGUGGCGCAAUCAGCGCCUGCCUGUUGCGCCUGGGUGACGCUUCCCCGAGUCCGGCAGGUGCUCGUUUUCGCCGCUGUUUCAUAGCCGAUACCAACCCCCAAGCUCCCUCUCCACAUUCCUCUUCCCGUUCCCAUCUUCUGUUCUCCUUUCCUCCUCUCCUCAACACAUCAAACUCGCAUCGCCGUCUACCUUGUCAGGAUCACUGAAGAUUCCACAAGGGGGAACCGUUAUCUCCUCACAUUCGCCGCAAUGAGGAUCGCUGCCUCCACAGUGUUGCUCGGCGCUGCUUCGGCAGCGUCAUUUGGGCAGCAGGCCCAGCAGGUGCUCUCGGGUGGCUCCAUGAGGCCCAUCUCGGAUGCUUUUGCCGACGCCGCUGCUCGCCCCCUUGAGAGCAUAGAGGAGGCUUUCCAGGGCAUGACGGCCGAGGCCAAGGCCCUUUGGGACGAGAUUAAGCUGCUCGUCCCGGAGAGCGCCUUCAAGUCUGAGUGGUUCAGCAAGCCUAAGCCGCAUCGCCGGCGCCACGACUGGGACCAUAUUGUCAAGGGCGCCGACGUUCAGAAGCUGUGGGUACAGGAUGCCGACGGCGAGAGCCACCGCCAGGUCGGUGGUCGUCUUGAGAACUUUAACCUUCGCGUCAAGUCGGUCGACCCCUCCAAGCUCGGUGUCGAUUCGGUCAAGCAAUACAGCGGCUAUCUUGACGACGAGGCCAACGACAAGCAUCUCUUUUACUGGUUCUUCGAAUCGCGCAAUGAUCCCAAGAACGACCCGGUCGUCCUGUGGCUCAACGGCGGCCCCGGCUGCUCGUCCCUGACCGGUCUCUUCCUCGAGCUCGGUCCCUCGUCGAUUGACAAGAAGCUCAAGGUUGUGAACAAUGAGUUCAGCUGGAACAAUAAUGCCAGCGUCAUCUUCCUGGAUCAGCCCGUCAAUGUCGGAUACUCGUAUUCCGGCUCCUCCGUGAGCAACACCAUCGCUGCUGGCAAGGACGUCUACGCUCUUUUGACCCUGUUCUUCCACCAAUUCCCCGAGUACGCCAAGCAAGACUUCCACAUCGCUGGCGAGUCUUAUGCUGGCCACUACAUCCCCGUCUUCGCCUCUGAGAUCUUGGCGCAUAAGAACCGCAACAUUAAUCUCAAGUCCGUCUUGAUCGGCAACGGCCUGACCGAUGGUCUCACUCAGUACGAGUAUUACCGCCCCAUGGCCUGCGGUGAGGGCGGUUAUCCUGCUGUCCUAAGCGAGUCCGAGUGCCGGAGCAUGGACAACGCUCUGCCGCGGUGCCAAUCCCUCAUCAAGAACUGCUACGAUAGCGGCAGCGUGUGGAGCUGCGUCCCCGCGUCCAUCUACUGUAACAACGCCAUGAUUGGCCCCUAUCAGCGUACCGGCCAAAACGUCUACGACAUCCGCGGCAAAUGUGAAGAUAGCAGCAACCUUUGCUACAGCGGCCUCGGUUGGAUCAGCGAUUACCUGAACCAGCAGUCCGUCAUGGAUGCUCUCGGCGUUGAGGUCUCGAGCUACGAGAGCUGCAACUUUGACAUCAACCGCAACUUUCUGUUCCAGGGCGACUGGAUGCAGCCAUUCCACCGCCUUGUUCCCAACAUCCUCAAGGAGAUUCCCGUCCUCAUCUAUGCCGGUGAUGCCGAUUACAUUUGCAACUGGCUUGGCAACCAGGCCUGGACCAAUGCGCUUGAGUGGCCCGGCAAGAAGGGCUUCAACGAUGCUAAGAUCAAGGAUUUGAAACUCCCCGGUGCCGACAAGGAGUACGGCAAAGUCAAGGCCUCUGGCAACUUCACCUUUAUGCGCGUGUACCAGGCUGGUCACAUGGUGCCCAUGGACCAGCCCGAGAACUCGCUCGACUUCCUGAACAGGUGGUUGAGCGGCGAGUGGUUCGCCAAGUAAAGGAGACGGACGGUGGCUGUAGCAUCUUUGCACUAGGCAUGAUGCGUAUUGAGCGAAUACUGCAUUGUCGCGCAUUCAGUCUUAGAAGCUCAGAAACGUGAUGACCAGAGAUCAUGACGUACAUGGAUUGUUGCCUUCCUAUAUGUACACACUUUUUUCUUUGUUAAUUGAAUAGUAUGUCAACUUGCCAAGUACUUGCUGUCCCUGGUGCCCAUGUAAUUGGUGCCAUCUCAAAGGUCUCUCUGUCUGCCCCUUGCAACACCUGUGCGCCCAGUUUGAUCGUAAUGCUGUACCGAGUACCGCCGAGAGCUCUCACCAUUGCACGAAGCCAGGAAAAGAUACGGAGUGAAUAA
Messenger RNA from Parathielavia appendiculata, 2355 nucleotides. RefSeq lists its product as uncharacterized. Lineage: Eukaryota; Fungi; Ascomycota; Sordariomycetes; Sordariales; Chaetomiaceae. The record is from RefSeq and is a predicted model, not a curated record. The transcript is spliced from 2 exons. Gene Ontology annotation, biological process: proteolysis. Gene Ontology annotation, molecular function: serine-type carboxypeptidase activity. Gene Ontology annotation, cellular component: fungal-type vacuole. The coding region runs from base 359 to 2002 and encodes 547 amino acids.